This is a messenger RNA of Condylura cristata (star-nosed mole), 2299 nucleotides long. RefSeq names its product BOLA class I histocompatibility antigen, alpha chain BL3-7-like. The record is from RefSeq and is a predicted model, not a curated record. The coding region runs from base 323 to 1510 and encodes 395 amino acids. Lineage: Eukaryota; Metazoa; Chordata; Mammalia; Eulipotyphla; Talpidae. Gene Ontology annotation, cellular component: external side of plasma membrane. Gene Ontology annotation, biological process: immune response. The transcript has 7 exons.
CAGACUAGGCUGCAUCCGCGCUACACCGCCGACUCAGGGCACCUGCCCGCCUCUGACCAAGGCGAGAAAGCGUCCGUCGGUGGAAUCGGGCUGACUUUGGUCCCAGGCCGCGGGCGGCACAGCGGAAGACUGCCUCCAAGGGACUGGCGCCCUGGGGCACCACGCGAGACCCGCGGCCCGGAGCCAGCCGAGCCCAGGGAGCUUGCGCCCCGGGCAGCUGCUGCUACUUCUGCUUUGGGGUCUGGUGCCGGAGCGCGCAGCAGAGAGUCCCUGGGGGCUGCCUGUGGUGGCUGACAACCCAGCUUCCUUUGCAAAGGAGGUGAUGGCAGAACUGGCCAACCUGAAGUUGGACAACAAGCCCUGGCCUGGAGGUAAACACUCCCUCCACUACCACUACCUAUUCCUGUCAGAGCCAAGCCCAGGCCUCCCCCAGUUUCUGGCUGUGGGCUACGUGGAUGACCAGCCUUUUAUCCAAUAUGACAGUCAAAUGGGCAAGGCCAAGCCCCAGGCCCCGUGGAUGGCACCUGUGGACACUCAGUACUGGGAGACAGAGACCCAGAAGCAGAAAGCCUGGACCAAGGUGCAACAGGUGGAAAUGUGGAGCGUGAUGGGCUUACACAACCAGAGCAACGGCUUGCACAGCUCUCAGCGCAUGUUUGGCUGCGACAUCCAGGAGGACGGCAGCUCCAGCAGCUUCUGGCAGUUUGGCUAUGAUGGGCAGGACCACCUGACACUGGACCUAGAAACCCUGAGCUGGAUCUCAGCCCAGCCCGUGGCCCUGCAGACCAAGCGCUGGUGGGAGAUGGAACCCUGCUAUGCCGCAUAUGACAAGGCCUACCUGGAAAGCCUCUGCCUCGUCUCCCUGCGCAGGUACCUGGAGCUGGGAAGCCAGAGCCUUCUGAGAAGAGAGCCCCCCACGGUGCGGGUGACAAGGCAUCCCACCCAAGACAGGCGCUCCCUGCUGAGGUGCUGGGCCCUGGGCUUCUACCCUCGGGGCAUCUCGCUGAGCUGGUGGCUGGGUGAGGAGGAGCCGGCCCCGGAGACAGAGAAUGUGGAGACGCGCCCCAGCGGGGAUGGCACCUACCAGACUUGGUCAGCUGUGUGGGUGCCAGAGGGGGAAGAGGCCUCAUACAGCUGCCGCGUACAGCACUCUGGCCUGAACCACACGCUCAGUGUGGCCUGGGAACCGCCCUCUGCUCCUGGACUCACUGCCAUCACUAUCAUCACCAGCCUGGCCACUGUCCUGCUGGUGGUUGGAACUGUGAUCUUUACCAAGCGGCGCCUUCAAGCCAGGAAUCAAGAAUCUUAUGAGCAGGCUCCCAGUGACUGUGGAAUGGCAGACCCAGAGAGAGGAAGCACCAGGAAUGCCCAAGCGUUACAGAGAUGCCUGGAACCCCAGGUGGAGGCAGGGCAGUGGGACAGGUACAUGCCUGGGCCUCACGCCCCCCUACAGCCCUGGAGGGGAGCACUGCUUGGAUUUGCCUGGUUCACCACCCACCUUCCUCUCUGAGGUGGAGGACCCAUAAUUCCCAAAACCCAGCAAGAGGAGAGGAUACUCCGCUCUGUAGCAGACAGAGGCCAAGUCAGUGGCCAGCAGUUGCCAUACUGAAGCAGAAAGUUUCCCAAGUCUACUUAGAUUUUGCAUCUUUUUUAGGCCUGCUGCUGGGGGCAUCAGCUGCUUUGAUUUUGCUGCUUGCUGGUGUGGAACAGUUGCUGUGUGCAUGGCAUUCCCUGUGCACAGGGGUAGCCAUGGCUACCUUGACCCCCUUUCCGAUAAUGCUUAUGCAAUGAUAAAUAAAAUGACAAGUUUCCUUGUGUAAACUGUAUAAAACCUUACUACCCUUGUAAUUCAGGGCUCAGCCUUUUGGGACCAAUCCCACUGAGUCUGUCGGCGUGACAAGUAAUCUCUCUCUCCCCCAACCUCUUGAGUGCCAUCUGUCUCUCUGGGAAAUUGCCCUAACAAUCCAGCCAUGGAGAGGGAAUCCUGCCCCAAUGCUAGCCCUCAUCAGCCCCAAUGAGUGCUCUAUACCACUAAGGUUGCUUGCUUCUUCUGGAAGUCCUUUCAAAAUGUAACGGUUUCCUGUCUGGGGUAAGGAACAGGCAGUAAUGAUGCCUCAGAUCUGUUUCACACCUGACAGUUUGUCAUUGCUUUUAUGUUAAAGUAUCAAUCCUACUUGAGCUUUCAAGCACUCGAGUUUGCAAUGAUAUUCUCACUCCAUUUCUCCAACAUGGAAAUGGAGGCUCCGUGCAGUUAAAGAAGAGCCGUGGGGUGGGGGGUGGGAAAUGCACGGGAUUAUGG